Messenger RNA from Marasmius oreades (fairy-ring Marasmius), 309 nucleotides. RefSeq lists its product as uncharacterized. Lineage: Eukaryota; Fungi; Basidiomycota; Agaricomycetes; Agaricales; Marasmiaceae. Bases 1 to 309 code for a protein of 102 amino acids. The transcript has a single exon. The record is from RefSeq and is a predicted model, not a curated record.
AUGUUAACACAGGAUCAAGCCACUAUCGGACUGUCAAAUCUACGCAUGGUGCAAGAGAUGCCGUCGAAUCACCACUCGGAUGCCUUCUCCAGCUGGUCGGCGUCUCGACCAACUGUGUUCUUGGUCUUACGGCUACAUUAUCCUGCGGUCGACCGACUUCCUGGUCAACUGCGUGCGUGUAACUCUAAAGAAUUAAUCCUCUGGCUUCUACAACUACCAUCGCUGUUCCAAGACACCGUUCUCGCCACUCACGAAGAACAGAGCUUGACUGCUAUAUUCCACUACAACAACGGGAAUAGAAGAUCAUGA